Molecule: messenger RNA, 1719 nt
Organism: Trichechus manatus latirostris (Florida manatee)
Lineage: Eukaryota; Metazoa; Chordata; Mammalia; Sirenia; Trichechidae
Gene: UBE2L6
Product: ubiquitin conjugating enzyme E2 L6
Exons: 4
Coding region: 87-548 (153 amino acids)
Source: RefSeq, a predicted model, not a curated record
CUCAGUGGUGGGGUUCCCGGGGCGGGGCGCCGAGUCCCUGCGCACUGUCAGCUGGCGUCAGCUACUGCCCCACACUCCACUCCGAGAUGUCAGCGAGGAAGCGCGUGGCGAGGGAGCUGGAGGAUCUGCAGAGCCAGCUUCCCCCGUACCUGCGGAACCUGGUCAGUGAAGAUGCCAACGUCAUGGUGUGGCACGUGCUCCUCCUGCCCGACCAACCACCUUACAACCUGAGAGCCUUCAACCUGCGCAUUGAUUUCUCUGAGGAGUAUCCAUUCAAGCCCCCCAAACUGAAAUUCACAACGAAUAUCUACCACCCCAACGUGGAUGAGAACGGAGAGGUGUGCCUGCCCAUUAUCACCAAGAAGUAUUGGAAGCCAUGCACCAAGACCUGCCAAGUCUUGGAGGUCCUCAACGUGCUGGUGAAUAAACCGGAACUAGAUCAGCCUCUGCGGGUGGAUCUUGCUGACCUGCUGGCACAGAACCCAAAGCAGUUCAAUGAGAAUGCCGAAAAGUUCACCCUUCUCUUUGGAGUGGAGCGGCCCACCUAAACCUGACCCUUCUGUGCUCUGGGUCCUGUUGGCAUGGUGGACAGACACACCUCAUGGACUGCGGGUCUGGGCCCUCAUUCCCUGCCUGUUCUUUCCUUCCUAGGUUGUUAGUUGUUUGUUUGGGGUUGGGUGGGGGGCCCCCAGGUGUGUGUAUGGUGUGUGGAUCCCCUCCCAGGCUCACCUGGCCACAGGUGUGCCCCUCCCCACUCCCUUUCCUGCCCACAGAUCCAGGGGAGUUGAGGUUUGCAGAGUUGCAGGCCAGUCCUCCUCCAGCACUCUGUGAUGUGGGAAUCCUGCCCUCACACUGUCCCUCAGUUUUGGAGAGAUGAGUUCAAACCAGCUGCAGUGAAUGAGCCCAGUAGCCAACUAGCAUCCCCCUGGGACCCAGGCAUUAUUAGGGGGCUGGAGGAAAUGGAGCAGAUGAGUGGGAGGCGGGGCGUGGGGAGGGAAUCAUAUUUACAAUGGAAUGAUUUGCUGAUUGAGUGAUUGUAAUCCCCCAGCCUACUGACUACUGAUAGACAUGCACAGAUUUAGGCGUUAAGCCUUUUUCUUUCCAUGGAUGCACCACAAACUGUAAGAAUCUCACUUCUGUUCUGGACACUUGACUACUUGCUUUCAGAACCCAUUAGGCUGCCAGUGCCUGGGACCAGGCCUCAGGGCUCAGCAGUGCCCCUCCCAGCAUCCAGUCCAGGGGAGCCGUGGAAACCCAUGGGAAUGCAUAGCCAUGAAAGUCCUGAGGAAUUCUGCAAUCCGGCUGAGUCCUCAUUGAGCGGGUGGGAUGAUUUCAUGGCGGGGGUGGGGUGAGCAAGCGAAGACUGGGGAGGGAGGACUUAGCUGCCAUCUCAUAAUGGUGUAGCCCUGCUUCCCAUGAGCUGACAGCUUGCCUGGCCUUGAAACUUGUGUACCCUAAACACUGUGGGGAAAGCUAGCUAUGAUAGAAUGGGCCAUCCUUGGCCAGAGGGGCCUUUGAAAGGUCCACAGGGUAGCAUCCCCAUUUUAUAGAUGAGGCAACUGAGGCCCAGAGUGCUGCAGUGGAUUGCCUGGGUCCACCACACUGCUGAUCAAGGAGCUCAGGUGGCGCAAUUGUUAACCGUUCGGCUGCUAACUGAAAGGUCAUGGUUCAAACCCACCAGCGACUCUGUGGAAUAAAAGACCUGUCAAUCUGUUCUCA